AAUUGUGUCAUGUAAACAACCCCUUAGUUAAAUAGUUUUAAUAUCACUUAAUUGUUUCUUGUGGUGGUGUUGGUGUGGAUGUCAAAACUUCUGGCUAAGUAGGUUUUUUUUUUUCUUUGGUAAACUUUCAGAGCAAUGAUGUUCAUUACACCUACAAGUAAUCAAAUGUUUGCAGCUACAUUGAUAGUAACACAACAAAAGUAAGUAAAAAGCUCUUCAGUAACUUUCUUCACAGUCUUUCUCAUUGCUAGCAUGUCAAACAGGUGUUCUGAAUUACAUUGUCAGAUUUGAAACACUGCCCCCUAUGUGCAGCAAAGUCCCAACUGUGUCUCCCCUUUUGGACCUGAAGUGACCCAUAGCCCAUGUGAUACGAAUUUUACAGGCAACGACAACAGUCUCUGUCUGUAAACUUUUCUGAGCUAAAUUUAGCACUGGGUCAAACAACAAGGUUGCUUAGCUAUUGCAUAGAUAUUAUAUAGCAUGCGAAGACUUAGAAAGCAUGAUAUGUUUAGCCAACAAUAUCAGGAGCGAGAGAUGAAUGGACUAGAAUGAAGGGACAAAAACAGAGGUGGGUCGUCUCAGAGAAAGUAGAGCAAAUCACUGUUGACCUGCAUAAGAUCACCCAGAGGACCCAAAUAUUACAGCCCAAAGGUGAACAAACACCCAAAUCCCUGUAUGCGUGUAAGUGCGCGCAUUUAUUUAUACAUCUUCAAACGUCCUCCUUCUUUGGGCCAUGACAGGUGCCCCUCAGCUCCACCUGUCCAUCCUUUUCCACAGCCACAUGGUGGUGGACAAAUCCAGAAAGGGAUCAGUCAUUCAAAAAAUGGCAUGCUGAAGUGCCACGGGGCCACGGAAGAUCUCUGGACACCGGAUCAGACGCAGCUGCCCCCCGGCUGCUAUUUUCACUCAGCUUAAAGCACCAUGGGCAGCCAGCAUCUAUGCCAUGGACUACCCACAACAACCAGUCUGUCUCUGCACACCAUGAAGUCCACUGCAGGCGAGCAAGGGCUAACUCAUGAACAUCCUUCACACGACACCCAGAGCUUACCCUCCGACCCUGAUGAGCUCGACAGCGGCAGUGACAGUUCGGAGAAAUCCACAGGGAGCCCAACACGGGGCCACAGGGAGGCGGGGAGACACCGAGGAGGCCGUAGACUCUCAGGGGUUAGUAAACAACGGCAGGCAGCUAAUGCUCGGGAGCGAGACCGUACACACAGCGUCAACACCGCCUUCACGGCUCUACGCACCCUCAUCCCCACGGAGCCGGCCGAUAGGAAGUUGUCGAAAAUUGAGACUCUGCGAUUGGCAUCAAGCUACAUUUCACACCUGGCCAACGUGCUUCUGCUAGGGGAGGACUGCAGGGAUGGGCAACCAUGUCUAAAAUAUCAAAACAUCUUACAAAGCAACACCAACCUCAAAACCCCACCAGUACGACCCAUCUGCACCUUUUGCCUGAGUAACCAAAGGAAAAUGCUUAGAGACGGAGAAAAGCAAACAACUGCGUGACAGCAGAAGUUCUCUGACUGACUGCUGCUAUGUACAAGCUCUCAACUUCUGAAUGUUUACAUGUAUAGACAUCGCCUUGCACAGAGACAAGACUUUCUGCUGUAUGUUUUUUUUUUUUUAAAUCUCUGAGGACAGCCAAAAUGAGCGACAAGAAGAGAGAUCUUCUUUCAGAGAUUCUUGAAGAAUCUGCACUUUUUCUGCAUUUCCGAUAAAUGUGUUGCUUCUGCAUGUGUGGCCACCUUAUCAACUGUUAUUGGUUAAUGUAACUGGAGAAUAUGUGUAACGUUGCACCUGGUGGGAGGCUAUUUCAGUAUCAGAUAUAGUAAGCUACACCAUCCCUUGCCUUAAAAAAACAGUCUUGUGUCUGCCUCUUGCAUGUCACAUGAUGGUAACUGAAACCUUGCGGUUUGCAGUGGUCGCUGUCAGUACAACAGCAGGCAAAAUCUCAUCCCCUCCCUCUUGUCUCAACAUCUAAGCUGGGACCCCAAUCCCAACAUGUCUCUCAGGAGACUACACCCAAGAAUCUAACCUCGGCACGAGAACUUGGGUUGGGCAAAGCAUGCUCAAUAUGUAUUUCAAAAGUUCAAGUGGCGCAACUGAAUGCUAAAGGUGGAAGUAUUUCAUAAUGAGAACAUAAUCUUUCAUGUCUUGGGAACAAGGUACAUGAUCCCUAACACGAGCCUUGGGUCAUGACCCUGACCCCAAAAAUGAUAUAGUCUUGUCUCAAAUGCUACCUGCAGUCCUUACGGUCUUUCUUUGAGUCCACAGUUUGGUGACAUAACGCCGCAUAGACUGUCGUGUAGAAGACAUGCUCAAGGAAAUGGGUACAACAAGGUCAUAACACCAAAUUCGGUCUUGUGGAUUUCAUUGACAUUGCGCGAGAGAAGGCCAUGUUACCACAAGUCCAAAUCACAAGCAUACAUCUUGGGCCCUGUUUACACCUGGUAUUAAGGUCACCUGGUAUUGGUCGAUCUCAUCACAAGUAGAUGAGGGAGACGUACCGGUUUACACCUCUUUUUUCUUCUCCAUUUUCAAGUUGAAAACCCAUCUGGCUAGUGCGCUUACCAUGUUUACAAAUUAGGUAAGUAGGCGGAGAGCAGGAGGUCUUUUGUGGCGGUUCGAAUAAAUCGAUAACAUAAGCAUCUACACUACGAAAACAAUAUGGUCGAAUGCAUUUUCAACUACCUCUGAAGUGGUCGAAAGUGGACCAGCUCAAAACAUUUCAGACCCCAUUUACACCUGUAUUGAGCGUCGUCCACUUAAGUACACUAUGGGUUACGCGUAUUUGGCAUGCUGUUCGAGGGGGGAUGGGCUCAGAGCCCGGAAUUGUGGCCCAAACCCAGAGUAGAAGUGAGGAGAUGGGGCGGUGGAGGGAUGUUGAUAAAUUGUCAACGAACAGGUAAGUCAUAUACACCUCUUAUCGUUAUUUGGGUUGAUUGGCUGAAUGCGCCCCUCCGCCCCUGGGUUAAUUAUCUGAACGUGCUCCUCUCAAACUUUGUAAAUAAAAUAUCAUGCGAUCAGAUCGACCAAACGCAUCUUUAUACCAAGUGUAAACAGGGCUUUCGGCAUGCUACAAGAUUGCAUUUCAAAUCUUCAAGACUGUUGUCGAUGUAAUAGUGCGUACUUGUUGCCUCAUUUAUAAAAUGUGCGUCCGCACAAAUUUGAUCUUAGAGUGUGUACUAAACUCCAUACAUUAUUAGAAAAGUAGUCUCUGACUUUGAAAAGUGCUUAGUGCCACGUCAGGGUCUUAGCAGAUGUACAGACCUGUUCUUUGGAGUCUGAGCACUGCAGGUAUUUGGAAAUCAAACACAAUUUCAAGAUCAUUUGCGAUUUCACAUCUGGAAGAGGUUAGUUCUCUGAAUCACAUGUACGCACAUAGGAGAAAAGAUAGGAAGAUCAAAUGUUAACAUUUUAUUAAAUUAAUGAGGCCCUUGUCAAUUACAAAAAUAGUCUCCACAAUUGUCUCUUACAAACAUGCAAAUAGCUAUAUGAUAAUUAAUUUGCACCAAAUGGAACCAA
This is a messenger RNA of Pimephales promelas (fathead minnow), 3525 nucleotides long. RefSeq names its product transcription factor 15. The record is from RefSeq and is a predicted model, not a curated record. Gene Ontology annotation, molecular function: RNA polymerase II transcription regulatory region sequence-specific DNA binding; protein dimerization activity; DNA-binding transcription factor activity, RNA polymerase II-specific. Gene Ontology annotation, biological process: regulation of transcription by RNA polymerase II; developmental process. NCBI's taxonomy places the organism in Eukaryota, Metazoa, Chordata, Actinopteri, Cypriniformes, Leuciscidae.